This is a messenger RNA of Notechis scutatus (mainland tiger snake), 753 nucleotides long. NCBI's taxonomy places the organism in Eukaryota, Metazoa, Chordata, Lepidosauria, Squamata, Elapidae. The record is from RefSeq and is a predicted model, not a curated record.
UACUUGGAUUUCCAGAAUUACGUGCUGCGUGGAUCUGUGCACGGCAUCUCGGCCUUGGAACGGGCCAUUACCCUGUUUAACAGCAUCUCCCAGUGGGUGCAAGUGAUGAUACUCAAGCGUCCCACACCUCAGCAGCGAGCGGAAGUCUUCACCAAGUUCAUCCACGUGACCCAGAAAUUAAGGCAGCUGCAGAACUUCAACACGCUCAUGGCAAUCGUGGGAGGACUUUGCCACAGCACUAUUGCUCGCCUCAAGGAGACCCAUGCGCUUCUACCUUCCGAGGUCGCCAAGGUGCUGGCCGAAAUGACCGAAUUGCUCUCAUCUAGUGGAAACUACGGGGCGUACCGUCGGGCCUACGCCGAUUGCAAAGACUUCAAGAUCCCCAUUGUGGGAGUCCACCUCAAGGACCUGGUGACCUUACACGAAGCCCUCCCGGAUCGUGUAGAGGGUGGACGUCUCAACCUGAGUAAGCUGCAGAGCCUCUACGAGCCGGUGUGGGAAUUCCGGAUGCGGCAACGGGCUCAGCUGCCCUUCGAAGCCAACAAGGACCUGGUGCAUCUGUUGACGCUCUCCUUGGACCUCUACUACACUGAGGAGGAAAUCUACGCCCUCUCGUACUCUCGUGAACCUCGCUGCCUCAAAAUGCUGCCAUCCACCCAAUUCAAGCCUCCGGUGGUCGUAGAGUGGGCGCCCAGAGUAGCCACCAAGCCGGACCGUCUUGCCGUCAAGAGGCAUGUCCAGCAGAUGGUGGAG